Molecule: messenger RNA, 1101 nt
Organism: Triticum aestivum (bread wheat)
Lineage: Eukaryota; Viridiplantae; Streptophyta; Magnoliopsida; Poales; Poaceae
Exons: 4
Coding region: 173-661 (162 amino acids)
Source: RefSeq, a predicted model, not a curated record
GCAGCUUCAUUCAUGCCUUCCACUGGGCAUUGAUCUGUCUCCAGUCUCCACUGCAUUUCACUAGCAGCAGUUUUCGCCUUGUGAGUUAGAUGAUUCCGAGAGAGCAAAGAGUGAGUUGAGAGGGAUGGAGAGAGCACAGAAGGGAAGGAGAAAGGAAUAGGGAGGCGCGGCGAUGGUUGGUUCUCUGGCGGCACUGGAUCGGGCACGGGCGCAGAGCUCCUGCUCGGGGACGCGAAGAUCCAGGGAGGCACUCUCCCAUUCAGUUAACCUUACUAUCGGUUCCUGGGUGCAGCCCCGGCCGCCAUCGCCUGAACGGCGCGGACGCGUGCUUCUCCCCAGGGAGGGCCAUGCCGCUGCAGAUGAAACUGAAUCCCCUUCCGAGCCGGCGAACAUGACAUGGUUGGUUUCACGGGAUCGACUCGGCUACCUACAGAAGUGCCACCAAUCUGAAGUUCUGAACCAAGCUAUUGCGUCAAGGUUGAUUCAUAUGAUUCUUCAGCGGCAGCAAAAGUUUUUCAUGUACAUUCCUUCCUAUAAGCGACGGGCGCGACACGCACCUCCAACCAAUGCUUUCCCCGGUGAUCCCCGGCCACGAGCACGUCUAUCCCCUACAAGCCGCUACCGGUGCUCCCUCUCCGCUGGAUGCGGCAAGGUCGUGUGAGUGUUCUGUAGGUCGGCACUGCACCAUGGGCACAGGAUCGUCGCCCUCAUGGCCACAGCCGCAAACUUCGUGUCUGGCCUGCUUAUCCUCACCACUUUCAGUGUCGGAGGCAGUGCGUGACUGGUGACCAGUGUCCGACUUUGAUCGUCGAUGCUGAUGAUGGAUUCAAGCACUCCACCAUAUUCUUAGUACAGCACCACUGGGGACUUAGCAAAACUGCUUUUUAGUCAUUAACAUCCAAGUCCUAGAUAUUGUUAUGGCAUAAAUUUUGACGGUUAGGAUUUUAACAAGGUGCAGAACUGUGUAGGUUGAGAUGACAGAGAUAAUAGUAUGCUAAAUGUGUAGACAUAGUUUGACAACUUUGCUGAAACAUAGUACUCCCUUUAGUAAAAAAGAUGCCCUGAAUAAGCUCUAAUAUGACAUCAUGAGUGUUACCAUUU